AUGCAGGUCCCUCUUAUCCGGCUCCAAUGCGGCGUCAACAGCUACGACUGGGGGAAGAUUGGCAAGUCGUCUGCUGCCGCCAAGUUCGCUGCUGCGACGGCAUCGAGCGACUUCUCCAUUCAGGAGGAGAAACCCUACGCUGAGCUAUGGAUGGGAACACACCCGUCGCUACCUUCCAAGGACCUCGAAACCCAACGAACGCUGCUGGACCUAGUCCAGGAUAACCAAGCGCUUCUUUCUAAGGACAUUGCUGAGCGCUAUGGCAAUAAACUGCCCUUCCUCUUCAAGGUCUUGUCCAUCAAUAAGGCCCUGAGUAUCCAGGCCCAUCCAAACAAGAAGCUUGCUGAACAGCUGCAUGCGAAAGACCCCAAGAACUAUCCAGACGACAACCACAAGCCGGAAAUGACCAUUGCCGUCACCCCCUUCGACGGACUCUGCGGUUUCCGUCCCCUCGCCGAGAUCUCACAUUUCUUCAAGCAUGUCUCGUCGUUCCGAAAGCUCGUCGGGGAAGAGGAAGCGAAGAACUUCGAGGAUACUGUUAAAGGCAAGGAGACUUCAGACAAGGAAGAGGACAUGCAGGCAAACAAGAAAGCUCUACAGUCCGCAUUCACCAAACUCAUGAAUGCGGACAAGGACGCGCUGGCAGCUGCAACCGAGGAGCUUCUCCAAGCAGCCAAGACGGAGGGUGCAAGCUUUGCGGGAGAGGGAGGUCCCACAAACGGCGGCAAGGAGCUCGCAGACCUUGUCAUCCGCCUCAACGACGAGUUCCCCGCUGACAUCGGCCUGUUCGUGCAAUUCUUCCUCAAUUACGUCCAGCUCGAGAUCGGAGAGGCGAUGUUCCUCAAGGCGGACGACAUCCACGCAUACCUUUCCGGCGACAUCAUCGAGUGCAUGGCGUCGUCCGAUAACGUUGUUCGCGCGGGCUUCACGCCGAAAUUCAAGGAUGUCAGCACGCUGACUACUAUGCUAACAUAUUCUUAUGCCCCGAUCAGUGAGCAAAAGAUGGACCCAACCGACUACCCUUACGUCACUCUGAAUGCUGCCGCCUACAGCUCGAACUCCUCUAGCAAAUUGUACGACCCGCCGAUUCCCGAAUUUGCCGUCGUACGGACAGCCUUGAACAAAUCGGGCGCAAAGGCGACCUUCGAUCCCAUUCAAGGACCAAGCAUUGUCCUUUGCACGAAGGGAAAGGGCACCAUCAGUGUCGGGCCAAAGAAGGAGAAAAUCGAAGAGGGUUACGUCUUCUUUGUUGGUGCUACGGCUGAAGUCGUCUUGGAGAGUGAGGCAGAUGCAGAGGAUGGAGAGGGCAUGGUGACGUUCAAGGCAUUCUGCGAGCUUGAGGAUCAUGAGCAGAAGCUAUGA
Messenger RNA from Trematosphaeria pertusa, 1362 nucleotides. Its product is annotated as mannose-6-phosphate isomeras-like protein. Gene Ontology annotation, biological process: GDP-mannose biosynthetic process; carbohydrate metabolic process. Lineage: Eukaryota; Fungi; Ascomycota; Dothideomycetes; Pleosporales; Trematosphaeriaceae. The transcript has 5 exons. The coding region runs from base 1 to 1362 and encodes 453 amino acids. Gene Ontology annotation, cellular component: cytosol. Gene Ontology annotation, molecular function: mannose-6-phosphate isomerase activity; zinc ion binding. The record is from RefSeq and is a predicted model, not a curated record.